AUGUCGCGCCGCGCCGCCGUCUCGCCUGAGCGCCGACCGUGGUCUUUAGAUCCGAAAGGCACGGAUGGACCGUCGGUGUCCUGUCCGGUGUGCGGCGUUGACCUCACGAGCUUCUCUGUGCACAAACGUGAGACGCACGCAGAUGAGUGCGCGCAUGAGCUCUCACAGCUCGAUCUCGAGACGCACGAAGAGGACGGUAACGAUGAAAUCGACGAGAAGAAUGUGUUCGAUGUCGACGAUGCCCGGGAAACGAUAAAGAUUCGCGCGAGAGAGCUCGAGGAGGCGCACGCGAGACGCCUCGCGAGUGGCACGACGACAAGCGACGACGCAAGUCGAGCGAUCCGUCCAACGGAGACUAUCGAAAUGUGGCUCGAACGCAUCGGCAUGCUCGCUUACUUUUGCCCGCUCUUCGUCGAAGAGGAUUUGUUAGACGUCGACGUCGCCAAAGAGUGCUCCGCGGAGGACUUUGUCUUUGUCGGCGUUGCCGAAGAGGACGCACGCAUCUUGGCACACUGCGGCGGUCCAGCGCCCGAAUGGCUCACGCCGAAGACGAUUUCGGACGUUAACGCAUCGCGUCCUCGCACACGCGCGCGCGCGGCGAUGGAGCUCGCCCUUGCGACGUCUGCAGCAAACGACGAGCGCCUUUGGGACGUUGCGCGCGGCGCCGACGGUCGCGGUAGAGGCGAAUCCCUCCCCGCCCUCAGUCGUCUCCUUCCUCGACGCAACACUUAG
Molecule: messenger RNA, 732 nt
Organism: Ostreococcus tauri
Lineage: Eukaryota; Viridiplantae; Chlorophyta; Mamiellophyceae; Mamiellales; Bathycoccaceae
Product: unnamed product
Exons: 1
Coding region: 1-732 (243 amino acids)
Source: RefSeq, a predicted model, not a curated record